UCUACUCUGGUUCCUAUCGUGUGUGAUCUUUUUUUCCUUUUCCUCAAGAUCCGAAAAAAUGGUGUCCCGGUUCGUGUCAGUAUCCAUGUUGGCCGCCGUCGCCUUCGCGUUGGCAGGCGGGCAGGAGGUCCUUCCCUUCCCCGAGACGGUGCCAGAGACCUCCUUCUCCUGCGCGGACAGACCCUACGGCUACUACGCUGACACCGAAGCCAACUGCCAGGUCUUCCACAUCUGUCUCAACAACAACAUCUGGUCCUUCCUGUGCCCCAACCAGACGCUCUUCAACCAGGGAUCUGAGAGCAUUUUGAGGCAACAUACAAAGAACCUUUUUAGGUCUACAGUCUAUCAUGAACCUAACAAGGGAAAUGUACAUCAACCUUAG
Molecule: messenger RNA, 382 nt
Organism: Penaeus vannamei (Pacific white shrimp)
Lineage: Eukaryota; Metazoa; Arthropoda; Malacostraca; Decapoda; Penaeidae
Source: RefSeq, a predicted model, not a curated record